UCACAGCAUAUCCAUAGUGAGCUCUUGGUGAAAAUGGGAGCGUUUAGGCAGGUGAUUUUUUUGGCGGGGUAAAACUUAAUCACACUCAUGGUGGGAGGGAGGUACUGACUCUUGGCACGUAACGCUGAAUAGUUCGCCUAUCCAAAGAUUUCCCCUUCACCUCAUUGCAAGAAACAACGCCUUCUCCUAAUCCCUCUGCGUGAGCUUUAGUUUUAAGCCAUGCCGCUCAUUAUAGUCACCGGAUUCCCCACGUCCGGCAAGUCGACCCGCGCAAAGCAACUACACACAUAUCUUUCCGAGCGCAUAAAAGCUGCAACACCAGACGGUGCGACCCCCAAGCAUCGCCUGCACUUGAUAUCGGAUCAAACGCUCUCCAUAUCUCGGUCCGUGUACGACUUGUCCGCUCUCCCCGCCCACACCCGGUCCGCGAACGCCUCGGAAAAGGACGCGCGCGCCGCCAUAUACGGCGCCGUCAAGCGCGUGCUAAGCGACAAGGACAUCGUCAUCCUCGACGGGCUGAACUACAUCAAGGGAUGGCGCUACCAGCUGCACUGCGAGUCCAAGGCCGUGCGCACUCCCAGCUGCAUACUACAGAUCGGAUGCUCGAAAGAGAAGUCCCGCGAGAUCAACGAGGCGCGCUUGCACGGCGAAGCAGCGGGCGCGCAGGAAGCGCGGAAGUUAGGCAAUGAUGCCGAAGACGCAGAAGGCGCGUACGAGCCGGCGAAUUGGGAAAACCUGGUAUUUCGCUACGAAGAGCCGAAUCCCAUGACGAGGUGGGACAGCCCGCUCUUCACGCUGAUAUGGGAGGACGGCGAAGCGCAGACGAGGCAGGUCUUCGACAGCUUGUGGGAGGCCAUUGCGGGAGAAACGCGCAAGAUCGUCAAGCCGAAUCAGGCAACUGUGCAACGGGGUCGGGAUGCUGACGGCGAUUAUUUGUACGUGCUGGAUCGCGAAACGCAGGAUAUCGUUAAGCGAAUCCUCGAACAACAGGGCGAUGAAGGUGGGGGCGACGUCUCGAUACCGCGGGCCAGUGGGCAGGGAGACGACACUUUGACCGUUGAACUACCUAGUAGGAAAGUCGGGUUGCCUCAACUUCAGAGGUUACGGAGGGCCUUCAUGGGGCUGAAUAGGGGCGGUAUUGGUCUUGAGGGCAUAGGGAAUAUGGGUCCGUCGAGGAUACGUGAAAGCUUCGUGGUGUAUUUGAAUGAUAACUUCGAGAAGGAUGGAUAACACCUGACUUCGCUUUAUUAUUUUCUUGGCCAGUGCUCGGACUAUUUUUACUUAGAUACCCCUGUUUCUUGAAUUUAAAGAUCGGCAACGAUGCCUCUUCUCUACUGGUAAAGCGCCAUGAAUGUAUCUCACUCUUUGCCUAUGUUACCGACCUCUCUAACGUCGUUGCGAUUCCGCCUAUCAUUUACGUAUUUGGAUUGGGAGAUAUCUAUCUGUGUCUAGCCUUAUGUUUUUAGAGACCCUGUCGAUGUAAGCUCAGGCCUCGGGGCUGAGAUUCAAAGAUCUUCUUUGGCUGAAUCCAGCCUCCCCAACGAUCAGCCACAGUGACAGUAAUUUAAGAUUAGGUAACUCGGCCUCGAAUGUUACCCGUCACAGUCAUAAUAGGUAUUGAUGAUCUACGUAGUUUGAGGACAGUAAGUCCUUCUUCAAAUUAGAAACCAAGUUUCCGCCAUCCAUUUCCGGCUUACCUGCCCGUGAAACAACCAACAUUAUGCCAUCGGUCCCGAGGGGGUGGUCUGACUACAUAUUAGUGAACGAAUAGAAUCAAGCUUC
Xylaria bambusicola is the source of this 1782-nucleotide messenger RNA. RefSeq names its product chromatin associated protein KTI12. The transcript has 2 exons. Lineage: Eukaryota; Fungi; Ascomycota; Sordariomycetes; Xylariales; Xylariaceae. The record is from RefSeq and is a predicted model, not a curated record. The coding region runs from base 220 to 1230 and encodes 336 amino acids.